Messenger RNA from Racocetra persica, 291 nucleotides. The record is from the annotation of a GenBank genome assembly. NCBI's taxonomy places the organism in Eukaryota, Fungi, Glomeromycota, Glomeromycetes, Diversisporales, Gigasporaceae.
CCAUUUAUCAAAUUAGCAACUUGAGCAAUUUAAAUUUAAAUCAUGAUAAGCUAUGUUAUGAGGCGGGAAAAAUUCUAGCCGAAGCUUUAUAUACAAAUCCCACCUUUAAAUAUUUGGAUUUGAGUUCAAAAAAAUUAUGCAAUGGGGCAGGGAAAGGAAUAGCUGAGGCACUAGGUAAUAACAACACACUAACAAAUAUAAAUUUAGAAAACAACCAUCUGGGUGACGAAGCAGUAAUAGCGCUUUCCAAGGCUCUUUAUACAAAUACCACCCUUAUAUACUUAAAUUUAA